Molecule: messenger RNA, 2228 nt
Organism: Planococcus citri (citrus mealybug)
Lineage: Eukaryota; Metazoa; Arthropoda; Insecta; Hemiptera; Pseudococcidae
Exons: 5
Coding region: 523-1767 (414 amino acids)
Biological process (GO): apoptotic DNA fragmentation
Cellular component (GO): mitochondrial inner membrane; nucleus
Molecular function (GO): metal ion binding; single-stranded DNA endonuclease activity; RNA endonuclease activity
Source: RefSeq, a predicted model, not a curated record
AAAAAAAAAUCACGACAAAGCACUACUCGUAUUAAAUCUUCUACGUAGUGUUUUGUAAGCAUCAGAUAAAUAUUGCAUCAAUUCCUCGGAUAUCUGUUCAUCUAAUUAAGUAAAUCACGAGAUUAGACUGAAAAUGGCAUCAAUCACGUUAAAGAUAAUUUUAUACCAACAGACAAACUUUAUUCAUCAGCUAACUUUCCAACUGAUAGUAGGUAUAGUAUAAUUUGGCGCGAUUCUCGACACUAUACGAAUUCGUAAUCGGCAUUUUUCCUUCGCGAGAAUAGUUAAUUUGCAUAAUUUAUCGCUCAAGCGCGUAGCAAUUUCAUUUAUAGAGAAAAAUGUGAGGAUAUUUGGUGAAAAAUUUAUUGGGAUAUCAAUUUCAUUGACUUGGAGAUGAUGAACAUUUUCCAUGAGACAUUUCUGUAAUGCGAAAAUCUAAUCCACAAUCAAAGAUUGCCCAAAUGACAUACACAUACUCAAAUUCUUUAUUGGUGAUUUAUCUUUAAUCCGAAAGUAUCGAGGAUGUUGCUGCUUCAUUUCUAUGUGUUUUUAUGCCCAGUAUUAGUUGACUGCUUCAAUUUAAUCGAAUUUGGACAAAAACUUUGGUCAUUUUUCAAGCUCAUUCGACCCGGAGAUUGCAGAUUCGUACUAAACGAGGACAUUCCUGUAACCCCGUUAAUUCUAAGCACAAAAACCCCCAUAGAAAUAAUUUACCCAGAUAACGACAACGUCAUCGUCCUAUCCCACAACAAACGAUUACGAUUAAGCUGCGGCGACAAGUUCUUCAACUCGAGUAUAAAUGGAAAAAAGGUUCACGAUGUGAUCAUCACAUGCGUUCGAGACACCACUGUCAGCAUAGGUAAAGAGGAAUUCUCCAUUAGCGAUUUGGAAUGCGUUGAUUUCCCAAAAUCCGUCAUCAAAAGCAACAAAUUAGGAACCUGUCUUGAAAAUAAAACUUUGAUCGAUGUGGGAUUUGAAAUCGAUGGACAGUUUUUGAAAAUAUACAGCGCUUGUUUCGAUCGAAGAUCCCAGAACGCUCUGUAUUCGUGGUACGACGCUUCCAAAUUGCACAAUGGUCGCCAGUAUAAUGUUCCCAGACCUGUGUUUACUGAUAAGGAGUUUUAUACGUUUAAUGUGGAUGCUGCGUAUUAUCUGCAUAAUCAGAGAUCCUGGAUGGGAUCGAUAAUGAGAUCUUUUAAAUGGGCGGCUCGAUUUAUUCUCAAUGAUCAUAUGCAUUAUCUUUGUCGAGGGCAUCUUAGUCCGAAAGCGGAUUUUGUUUAUGGUGUAGAACAAUCGGCUACGUUCCAUUUUGUGAACGCGGCUCCCCAGUGGCAUAUUUUCAACGUUGGUAAUUGGGGUAGGCUGGAAAAUGCUGUCAGGGAUAUGCUGGUUAACAGAGAAGAUCGAAGAGAUAGAUACCGAGUCGUAACUGGAACCCACGGAAUAGCCACACUACCCGACGUAAACAACAACGAGCAAGAACUCUACCUUUACGAGGACGAGAACAAAAACCCCUUACUCAAAGUGCCUAAGCUUUUCUGGAAACUAGUCUACGAUAUGAAUCAAGACCAAGGAGUCGUCAUUAUCGGUGUAAAUAACCCAUACCUGAAGAAAAUCCCCUCAGAUUACAUAAUUUGCAAAAAUAUCUGCAACAAAAUCCGAUGGUUGCCCGAAUUCAAUAAAGAUAACAGCAAAGGAUACAUAUACUGCUGCGAAAUGGACGAAUUUCUCAAAGUGACCGGUUUCGAUAAAUCAUUCAUGAAUUAAAAGUCUCCUCUCUGCACUCUCCGUCGCCGUCGCGUACUUUCAUUCACCAUCAAAGAGGAAAGGAAACAGAUACAAAUAGGCCUACCUACGUGUAAAUUACAUAAAAAGAAAGAAUCGUCUCCAUAAUUUAUACAUCUCAUUUAUCUUUUCUUUUGGCUUGUGAAAAACCCUUCUCUUUUUGACUUACCCUCCUCUUCUUCUUGGCCGGGAGUCACGUUAGCUUUGACGCACUUGGAUUAAAAUUUCACCAUCGGACCAUCACGCACCCACUUCCUGACAUUAGCAGAGUACAAAAUCACACCGCCACGUCUAAAUAAAACCUCCGCAUUAUUUCGAUGGAUACGUUUAUAUUUGUAGUUCCAAUACAUGCGGUAAAUACUCCUCUUCAUCGUAUAUUCGAAAAUACACCUCUAUUUUUUUUUUUUUUUUGUAUACGUUGCGCCGCCGCAACCGACUCUUUA